AUGGUAAUCGUCUUUGGUCCUGCCUCCACCCGGAGCACCGCCCCCGGACAUAUCCACCUCCCGAAACAAGAGGCCAAGCAGGUUGCACAUUUUCUCGAGACGCAUCGGAAACUUCAAGCAAAUGGUGCGAGGACGUUUGUUGGAGAAAAUGCAAGCCUGCAAAACAUGGAACGGAAGGCAAGAAUAAAGAAGCAACUCCAGGAACCCAAAUUGUCGCCAUCCUCGUACGACACCGCAUGGGUGGCUAUGGUGCCCUUACCGGGCUCGUCUCAGGAGGUUCCAUGCUUCCCACAGUGUAUUGAAUGGAUACUACAAAACCAACAGAUCAGUGGAUCUUGGGGUCUUGCUCACAUGGACUCCUCAGUCAACAAGGCCACCCUCUCAUCCACAUUGGCUUGUGUGCUUGCACUUCAGAGAUGGAAUGUCGGGAGGGAACAUAUUAGGAGAGGAAUACAUUUUAUCGGCAAAAACAUCUCCGUUGUCAUGGAUAAACAGAUUGCUGCUCCUAUAGGCUUCAAUAUCAUUUUUCCUGGUAUGCUUAGCCUUGCCAUGGGGAUGGGUUUGCAGUUUCCUGUGAGAAAAGCAAAUGUUGAUGGGAUUCUGCAUCUCCGGGAGUUGGAACUAGAAAGACUUGCGGCGGAUAAAUCUUUUGGGAGAGAAGCAUAUAUUGCUUAUGUUGUUGAAGGACUAGGAAACCUAUUGGACUGGAAUGAAGUUAUGAAGUUCCAGAGGAGGAAUGGAUCGCUAUUCAACUCUCCCUCCACAACUGCUGCUGCAUUAAUCCAAAAUUAUGAUGACAAAGCCCUCCAGUAUCUAAAUUUGCUUGUCAGUAAGUUUGAUGGUUCAGUGCCAACAGUGUACCCAACAAACAUUUAUUGCCAGCUUUCAAUGGUGGAUACUCUUGAAAAGGUCGGAAUAUCUCGGUAUUUUUCAAGUGAGAUAAAAAGCAUCCUGGACAUGACAUACAGGUGUUGGUUACAAAGAGAUGAGGAAAUCAUCCUGGAUGUAUCAACAUGUGCAAUGGCGUUUCGUAUCUUACGAAUGAAUGGGUAUGACAUUUCAUCAGAUGAGUUGUCUCAUAUCGAUGAAGCCUCCACUUUCCAUAAUUCACUUCAAGGAUAUUUAAGUGAUACAAAAUCCAUAAUGGAAUUGUACAAGGCUUCAGGAGUUAGUGUAUCAGAAAAUGAACUAACCCUCGAUAAUAUAAGUUAUUGGUCAGGGAACUUAUUGAGGGAAAAGAUAUUUCAUGAUGACGUGCAAAGUAGGUCGAUAUUGGCGGAGGUGGAGUAUGCUCUUAAAUUUCCCUUUUAUGCCACAAUGGAUCGUCUGGAUCACAAGAGGAACAUUGAAAACUUUGAUUUGAGUGGUUCGCAGAUGUUGAAGACAGAACACUGGCCAUGUUGUGUAAACCAAGAUAUUUUAGCUUUGGCUAUUGAAGAUUUCACCAUCUCUCAAUCUGUUUACCGGAGUGAGCUCCAGCUUCUUGAAUGUUGGGUGAAGGAGAACAAGCUAGACCAACUAUUGUUUGCACGACAGAGGACGACAUAUUGCUAUCUCGCUGCUGCUGCUACCAUGUUCCCUCCUGAAUUGUCUGAUGCUCGCAUUUCAUGGGCCAAAAAUUCUAUACUCGUAAAUAUUGUUGAUGACUUCUUCGAUGUUGCGGGGUCAAGAGAAGAAUUAGAAAACCUUGUAGAACUAAUCGAGAAGUGGGAUGAGCACUACAAAGACGAAUUCUACUCUGAGCAAGUACAAAUAUUGUUUUAUGCCAUUUACACUUCAACGAGCCAGCUUGGAACAAUGGCUUCUGUUGUACAAAACCGUGACGUCAAAAAGCACCUAGUAGAAACAUGGCUACAACUACUAAGGACUAUGAUGACCGAGGCAGAUUGGCGGAUGAGACAAUAUGUGCCAACAGUUGAAGAAUACAUGAAAGUUGCAGUUGUGUCAUUCACAGUAGUCCCCAUUCUGCUCCCAGCAUCAUAUUUUGUCAGGCAAGCACUCUUGGCUUGUGUUGUAAAUAGUCAAGAGUACAACGAGUUGUUCAGACUAAUGGGCACUUGUUGUCGCCUCCUCAAUGACAUCCAAGGCUUUGAGAGGGAGAGCAGCGAGGGAAAACUUGAUAGUGUUUCGCUACGUGUUCUCCACGCUGACGGUUCUAUGUCCAUUGAAGCAGCUAAAGACUCAAUAAAGAGGUCCAUAGUCUCAUGUAGAAAAGAUUUGCUAAGGUUGGUCCUUAAGCAAGAUAGUGUUGUUCCUAGGGCAUGCAAGGAGUUAUUUUGGAACAUGUGCAAGAUAUGCCACUUGUUCUACUCUCACACUGAUGCAUUUACCUCGCCAAGUGAGAUGGUCACCACAGUGAAUGCAGUUAUCAAUGAGCCACUCAAACUCCAAAUUAGCAAUCCAUCUUUUGCUACACAAUCCGAAAAAUAA
Molecule: messenger RNA, 2430 nt
Organism: Aegilops tauschii subsp. strangulata
Lineage: Eukaryota; Viridiplantae; Streptophyta; Magnoliopsida; Poales; Poaceae
Product: ent-kaur-16-ene synthase, chloroplastic-like
Biological process (GO): diterpenoid biosynthetic process
Molecular function (GO): magnesium ion binding; terpene synthase activity
Source: RefSeq, a predicted model, not a curated record